Molecule: messenger RNA, 324 nt
Organism: Suillus discolor
Lineage: Eukaryota; Fungi; Basidiomycota; Agaricomycetes; Boletales; Suillaceae
Exons: 2
Source: RefSeq, a predicted model, not a curated record
GAUAAUGACGGUAGGGACAAUGAUGACGGUUGGGUUGAUAAAGUUGAAGAGCUCGAUCCUGAUGAGCGACCCACGCUGGAAAAGAGUAUUCUUCCUGUGAAGUUAGCCCUUGUGAAGCUCCGUAGACUCGCAUACAAAGUUAUACAUUUGACAACUAUAGUCCUCCCAGCGUGGCAUAAGAUUCUUGAAGACUUGCAGGCGCCCAUCACUCUCAUGCCACAUGAUGUUUCGACCCGCUGGAACUCCACAUUCGAUAUGUUGGAUUAUGUGAUUGAGCAUCGGGAGGCUGUUGAUGUUGUGACUCAACAUCGAGAUCUCGGUCUG